Messenger RNA from Rotaria sordida, 648 nucleotides. The record is from the annotation of a GenBank genome assembly. Lineage: Eukaryota; Metazoa; Rotifera; Eurotatoria; Philodinida; Philodinidae.
AUGCUUGUCGUUACACUAUGGCACUUAAAACAUUAUCAUUCUGAAUGUUAUAUUGCUUCAGAAUCGAAUUUAAGUCAACCAGCAGUGAAUUAUUUAUUAUCAACAGUUGCCGAUAUUUUACAUUCGUGUGUAUAUCCAGAAUUAGUUUCAAUACCUGCUAACGUAUCAAUCAGUAGAACACCACACGGACUUCAACAAUACCAUAAACUAAUAGUCGACUCGACUUUUAUUGCAAUUCCUGAACCUUAUGAUUCAGAACAACGUAAAGCGUAUUAUCAUGCGAAAAGAUCAACAAAUUAUGCAUUGAAAGUACAAAUAGCUUGUGACUUUCAUCAUCGAAUAGUACACGUAUCCGAAUGUUUUCGUGGGAGUGCACAUGAUAUUACAAUUCUAAGAGAAUCAGAACUAUUAGAACAUCCUCAUGGACGCGAAUUAACAGAUGAAGAUAAUAAUUUCAAUCAUGGCAUUAAUAGCGCAAGAGCAGCUAUUGAAAAUAUUAAUCAACGUCUUAAAGCUUAUGCAAUUCUUGGUGGUGUCUACAGAGGAACUAUUGAUGAUUUUCAUAAGGCAAUAAAAAUCGUACAAGUCGUUCGUGCUCUAUGUAAUUUGAAGUUAAUAAAACAUCCUAUUCGUAGAUACACAAAAUGA